Molecule: messenger RNA, 2324 nt
Organism: Drosophila elegans
Lineage: Eukaryota; Metazoa; Arthropoda; Insecta; Diptera; Drosophilidae
Gene: cta
Product: guanine nucleotide-binding protein subunit alpha homolog
Exons: 6
Coding region: 443-1795 (450 amino acids)
Biological process (GO): Rho protein signal transduction; adenylate cyclase-modulating G protein-coupled receptor signaling pathway
Cellular component (GO): brush border membrane; heterotrimeric G-protein complex
Molecular function (GO): GTPase activity; guanyl nucleotide binding; G-protein beta/gamma-subunit complex binding
Source: RefSeq, a predicted model, not a curated record
AGUCUGCCAUUAGUUUUAAAUCAACCCAGUCGUUUGUGUAGGCAUUUAUUUACAAACGUAUUUGUCACCUAAAAAUGUGAUUUAAAUGAUUGUAUUUUUACAUUGUUCACGUUUACUUAUCUUCGCACUAGCGGUAGUUAAUAUAAAAUAUUAAUGGCUAAGUAGAGCACUUUCGCGAUUAUAAGAUGUUGCCAUGCAGAAAGAAGACGCAAUAAGUGAUAAAAACCCUCCGGCUCUUGAAGAUAGCGACGUUGGCAUCAAAACAAUAAAACCCUCACGACUUGUCGAAAUUCAUUUUAGCGAUUGCACCGUGAUUCGAAUAUAUCAAUUACGGCCAAACACACUGAAACAAAUAACAACAAAGUGCAUCAGUUAAGAGAGAAUAUCACGCGUCGGUGUGUGUGUAUAGAAAGAGCGAUCUUCACGCGUUGGCUAGCCAGCGAUGUCCGGAACCACAUUAACGCACGGAAGAAUCAGCAUCACAAACAUCAACACCAUAAACGGCGUCGAGAACAGCGAGUCCCUAAGUGGCACCCUUAUUCAUCUUAUGGAAGAACAUCAUACGCGGGUGGGAUCGGUAGCUGGAACAGAAGUAGCAAUUAAGGCUACAGACGGGCUAAUAUCGGAUGGAGCGGAGCGAUUACGUCGCCAGGGCAGUCGUCUUCAGACCUCGCGGCUUGCUUGCUUUCAGUGCUGCGGAAACUUUCUCACCUAUCUGAUCAGGCUGCGUAGCACGCCUGAGGAAUUGGAACAACGCUAUAAGUCCAAGGAGAUUGAUAAAUGUCUGGAGAAGGAUAGGCACACAUUUCGACGGCAGGUGAAACUACUGCUCCUAGGCGCUGGGGAAUCUGGCAAGUCAACUUUCCUCAAACAAAUGCGAAUCAUUCAUGGCGUAAGUUUUGAAUAUGAUCUGGUCCGCGAGUAUCAGGAUAUAAUAUAUCAAAAUGUGAUAAGAGGUAUGCAAGUUUUGUUGGACGCUCGUGAAAAGCUGGAUAUUUCGUGGGGAAGUGACGGACGAGAACUCGAUGCCAACGAUGCUAAACUAAUGGAAAGCAAUGCAAUUGAGUCCCAUAGGUUUAUGGAAUAUGCACCACAAAUACGCCGCCUGUGGCAGGAUCGCGGUAUUAGGAGAGCUUUUGAGAGAAGACGUGAAUUUCAAAUUAGCGAUUCUGUUAGCUAUUUUUUGGACGAAAUUGAACGGCUGGCUAAACCAGAUUAUGAGCCCACACAUAAGGAUAUAUUGCUAUGCAGAAAGGCAACCAAAGGGGUAUAUGAGUUUUGCGUAAAAGUACAGAACAUUCCAUUUGUAUUCGUUGAUGUGGGUGGACAGAGGACUCAGCGACAAAAAUGGACAAGAUGUUUUGAUAGCUCCGUUACGUCAAUUAUAUUUCUAGUAUCUAGUUCGGAGUUUGAUCAAGUGCUUGCGGAAGACAGGAAAACCAAUCGUCUGGAAGAAUCAAAAAAUAUUUUCGACACCAUUGUCAACAACAACACGUUCAAAGGAAUAUCAAUUAUUUUAUUUCUAAACAAAACCGACUUGCUUGAACAGAAAGUUUGCAAUCCUGAGACUGACAUUCGCUGGUACUUUCCGCAAUUUAUUGGAAAUCCACACUCAGUUUUAGAUGUCCAGAACUUCAUACUACAAAUGUUUAUGAAUGUUCGUCGCAGUAACAACUCCAGUAGGAUCUACCACCAUUUUACCACUGCCAUUGAUACGCGCAACAUCAAUGUCGUGUUUAAUUCGGUAAAGGACACUAUACUGCAGCGUAAUUUGAACGCUCUUAUGUUGCAGUAGAAUCCCCUCCAAAAACUUUAUAGGAUAUAUGAUUCCUGGUUUUAUAUAAACCCAUUUAAAAAGUGAAAGUGCCAGAUAUAGCCUUCAAACAAUAAAUACAGCAGUCCUGAGACUGGUACUAUCCACAGCUCCAAGGCAAUCCGCACAUAAUUUUUUAAGGCGAAGCGAUGAAUUCAGCAACGUAAUUUUAAUGCUUAAUUUUCAAUCUCUUAACAUGUAAUAUAUGAUUUCUGUAAUAUACAUAUCCACUAAAGAAAUGAUAGUGCCAGAUGCAGGAGCCUUUAUUUUAGAUGAAGGCGCUAAUUGUUGUUAACUCUUUAAAAUGGUUUGAUUACUCAGUAACUCAGUUUGUAUUAAAUAAUAUUGUUACUUUUAAAAUUAAGAUUUAGUAUGCCACUAGUAAUAUAUCACAACUGUAUAUACAUAAAUAAAUUAAGCUUUCGGACUCUGUAAGGAAACAGACUUUGCCGCCAUAUGCUUAUAUAAACUAACCCAAAAAAACGUUUGGGUUUUUAAACAUGCAAUCAAA